AUGGGGGACGGGAAAUCUCUGCGAGCAGGCUAUAAUUCCAUUACCUUCUGGAAGAGUAAGUUCAAGACCCUGUUGGCCAGGGCACUUUAUGACAACCGUCCUGAUUGCUCUGACGAGCUGGCCUUCUUCAGAGGGGACAUCCUGACCAUUGUGGAGCAAAAUGUGCCCGAAAGUGAGGGCUGGUGGAAGUGUCUGCUCCACGGGAGGCAAGGCCUGGCUCCUGCCAACCGCCUCCAAGUCCUCAAAGAGACCCCUGCAGACAGACCCUGUCCCCAGCUCCUGGACACAGACCUCACUGGCUCAGAGGCUCUCUAUCAAGUGCCCAGCUUGUUCUGCCCACCGCCCCCGGGGCCUGUGUAUGAGCCGAUGAAGAGCUGGGUGGAGGGGCCAACGCCAGCUACUGCCCAAGUCUACGAAUUGCCUGACUCGCCUUCCAGUGCCCGGAUCAUCUGUGAAAAGCCUCUGAGCUUCCCCAAGCAGACCCUCUACGUGCUUCCCAGACCCACACGGGCCUCGCUGCCGACUCUGCCUUCCCAGGUAUACGACGUUCCUGUCCAGAGCAAGGUCUCCUCCACCCUUAAGAUGCCAGAAAACCGGCAGUUCUACGACAUACCCACCAGCUCCCAGAAGGCAGCACUCCACUCCUCCGCCAGCCAGGCAAGUGGACAGAGUGUUGUGCUGACACCAACAACUGCCUUCAGACAAGAUGGUGGCUACAGAAUGUCAUCCAGCCCUCAGAAAUCAGAAUGGAUGAAUGAUGCACCAGUGUUGCUGGGAAAGGCCAACAUCAGAAAUGCACCUCUGACCAGCUUCACCAGAGAAUCAGGGUCCAGUGCUGUUCCAGGCUCCACCUCUGCUGUGCCCAUUGGAGCUGUGACCCACCCCCCACAGCUGGGGAGCACGGGCCAGAAGAGCAGACUUCCAGAGGAGCCUUCCUAUGCUGUCCCGGCACCCAGGGGCUCACUUCCUUCUGAUUCAGGCAGCAGCUACAGGGUCCCUUCCAGGUUUCUCAUUCCCAGAGUGGAGCAACAGAACACCAAGCCCAACAUUUAUGACACUCCUAAAACCAUGCAUGGUGUGUCUCAGGCUGGGAAGGAGCUGGAGAAAGUCAAAGAGGUCCCAGAGAAUAUCCCCUGGAUCUCCAGACACACAAAUUCCCUAUUUCCAGACUCAGACCAAUUAUCUGUUGCCAGCUCAGACAGCAGAGCUAGUGUGGUGUCUUCGUGCUCAUCCGUAUCCAUGGACUCCUCCCAGGGCUCCUCCUCAGAGGACUCGGCAAAAGAGCUAUGGAUGGACACAGAGUUUGCCAGAGAGAUGGCAAUGGCCCUGCAGCACAAAGUGGCCAGCUCUGUAGCGGGCCUGCUGCUCUUUGUAAGCAGGACUUGGAGGUUCAAGGACUCCUUGGAGGUCAACGUCCACACCAUCCGCAGGGCUGCUGACAACAUUGAAGAAGCCUUAAGAGAGUUUCUGGAUUUUGCCCAGGGGGUUGGUGAGACCGCCCGCAAUCUCACAGACAGCCAGCUUCAGGCUAGGAUUAGAGAUCAGCUCCAAAUAAUCUCGGGUUCCUACCAGACUCUACUGGACGCCAAAGGGAGCCUGGACCACUGCAAUUGGUCCCUUGAAGUUCUUGUGACGGACAAAGUCCAAAGCAACCUGGAUGACCUGGAGACGUUUGUCAUGGUGGCACGGAUGGUUCCAGAAGAUGUCAAGAGAUUUACCUCCAUUGUCAUUGCCAAUGGGAGGCUCCUUUUUAAACGGAACUGUGAGAAAGGAGAGACAGAGUUGAAGUGUGAAAAAUGCAGUCAGCCUCCCCAAAGAGAAACUGAGUCAUACCAAAAGAGCAGUCCCUUCAAUAAACAACUGGCGAACGAACGCCGCCUUGAGCUAGUGAGGAAAAACAGAGUGCAUGUCUGUGGACAGAAGCCACCUAACCUUCAAGAGAAAGGAGAACCCAUCUUGGAACGAAGGUCAGAUGAAAACAAAGAUUUCCAUGCCACGAGUCCUAGCUCUCUCAGCUCUCCACCUCCCAGUCGGCAGGAUGCAGACAGGAAGAUCCACCUGUCCGAGCACUGCAGGCUCUAUUUCGGAGCACUCUUCAAAGCCAUCAGCGUCUUUACCAGCAGCCUCGGCAACAGCCAGCCCCCCGAGGUCUUCAUCACGCAGAGCAAGCUGGUCAUCACAGUCGGGCAAAAGCUGGUAGACACACUGUGCAAGGAGACCCAGGACAAGGACGAACGCAAUGAGAUCCUGCGUGGCAGCAGUCACCUGUGCGGCCUGCUCAAAGACCUGGCGCUGGCCACCAAGAAUGCAGUGAUCAAGUACCCGAGCCCCAGUGCCCUGGGCUGCCUCCAGACAGAGGUGGAAAAACUGGAAUAUCAAACGCGCAAAUUCAGAGAGACACUGGAAUGAAGCCUUUCUAAUGCCUCCUGUAGAGGUCAAAUCCUGGCUAGCUUCACACCCACAGAGGGUGUCUCUCUGUCCUGUGGGACAGCCAGUCAGAUGGGCUGAAACAGCCACAGUCCUUGGAGCUGGUAUUAGUAAGUGGCUGAGCCUCCGAAGGACACUGGCUGACCACAAGGAGGUCAAG
Cricetulus griseus (Chinese hamster) is the source of this 2587-nucleotide messenger RNA. The record is from RefSeq and is a predicted model, not a curated record. NCBI's taxonomy places the organism in Eukaryota, Metazoa, Chordata, Mammalia, Rodentia, Cricetidae.